Molecule: messenger RNA, 2839 nt
Organism: Punctularia strigosozonata HHB-11173 SS5
Lineage: Eukaryota; Fungi; Basidiomycota; Agaricomycetes; Corticiales; Punctulariaceae
Product: 5-aminolevulinate synthase
Exons: 7
Coding region: 50-2089 (679 amino acids)
Biological process (GO): heme biosynthetic process
Cellular component (GO): mitochondrion
Molecular function (GO): 5-aminolevulinate synthase activity; pyridoxal phosphate binding
Source: RefSeq, a predicted model, not a curated record
AAUUGCUGCCAACUCAUUCCUGUCCUUGACCACGACGCUCGUCGUAACAAUGGACAAACUCUCGUCCCUUGCCCGCUUCAAGUCGUCCUGCCCCUUCUUGGGCCGCACCAAGACCUCCACCCUCCGCACCCUGUGCACCACUCAGUCCUCGCGCUACCACUCGCUCUCUCGCCUCACCGAGAAGGCGACGAAAUGCCCCGUCAUGGGCCCCGCCCUCUCCGUGCGCUCGGGCGAGAUAGCCGCCGGCUACGCGAGCGUUGCCGGGACGAGCGUUGCCAGCGAAGAGGAAGUCGUCAAGAUCCACGAGCAGAAGGGCGUCGCCCUCCCGCUCCACGGCGCCGCCAACCCUGACAUGUGCCCGCACGCCUCCGCUGCCCGCGCUGCUGCCCGCCGGGCCGAGGACCUCGCCGCUGCGAAGAGGAGCGUCGAAGCCAAGAAGGCCGCUGCGGCCGGAUGCCCCUUCCACGCUGCGGCCGGUGGCGCUCAGGCGAGCACGAGCGCUGCCGCUAAGCCCAAGCCCAAGGUUGGCUUCAACUACGAGGGCUUUUACGCCGCGGAGCUCGACAAGAAGCACAAGGACAACUCGUACCGCUACUUCAACAACAUCAAUCGUCUCGCCGAGAAGUUCCCCGUCGCUCACACCGGGAAUCUGAAGGAUGAGGUCGAGGUGUGGUGCGCCAACGACUAUCUAGGGAUGGGCAACAAUCCGGUCGUCCUUGAGACCAUGCACCGUACCCUCGACAAAUAUGGACACGGUGCCGGCGGUACCCGUAACAUAGCCGGCAACACCGCCUGGCAUCUUGGUCUUGAGCAGGAGCUCGCCAACUUACACCGCAAGGAGGCGGCGUUAGUGUUCUCGUCGUGCUACGUGGCCAACGACGCGACACUCGCCACCCUCGGCUCAAAGCUUCCCGGCUGCGUGUACUUCUCCGACGAGAUGAACCACGCGUCGAUGAUCCAAGGCAUGCGUCACUCUGGCGCCAAACGUCACAUCUUUAAGCACAACGACAUGAAAGACCUCGAAGCGAAGCUCCAGAUGUACCCGAAGGAGACGCCGAAGAUCAUCGCGUUCGAGAGCGUCUACUCCAUGUGCGGAAGCAUCGGUCCCAUCUCGGAAAUUUGCGAUCUGGCUGAGAAGUACGGCGCCUUGACCUUCCUCGACGAGGUGCACGCCGUCGGCCUUUACGGACCACGUGGCGCCGGCGUCGCGGAACAUCUCGACUACGACCUGCACAAAGCCGCCGGCCAGAGCCCGCUGCCCAUCAAGGGCACGGUCAUGGACCGCGUCGACAUCAUCACGGGCACACUCGGCAAGGCAUACGGCGCGGUUGGCGGUUACAUCGCGGGCUCCACGGAAUUCGUCGACAUGAUUCGGUCUUACGCUCCCGGCUUCAUCUUCACCACCUCGCUCCCCCCCGUCACCGUCGCCGGCGCACACUCCUCCGUCGUCUACCAGAAGGAGUUUAACGGCGAUAGGCAACUCAAACAGCUCAACGUCUCGGUCGUCAAGCAGGGCUUCGAGGCGCUCGACCUGCCGGUCGUCCCCGGUCCUUCCCACAUCGUCCCCGUGCUCGUCGGUGAUGCCGCCCUCGCCAAGGCCGCGUCGGACAUGCUGCUCGCCAAGUACGACAUCUACGUGCAGUCGAUCAACUACCCCACCGUUGCGCGCGGCGAGGAGCGGCUCCGGUUCACGGUCACCCCCCGGCACACUCUCGAGCAGAUGACGCGCCUCGUGCACGCCGUCGACGACGUCUUCACCCAGCUCGGCAUCAAGCGCACGUCGCAGUGGCGCGCGGAGGGCGGCCGCGCUGGCGUAGGCAUGGGCCUCGAGGGCAAGGUGCAGCCGAUCUGGACGCCGGAGCAGCUCGGACUCGCGGACGGGACGGCGCCGAAGCAACUGCACAACGGCGACAAUCGCUACGUGGACCCGCACGCGGUGCGCGUCGCGAGGAGCCGGUUCGAUGGCUUGCUCGGGAAGUUCGAGGAGCCGACGGUGGUCAUGACUUCUGGUGCGCGCGUGGCGGAGGCGACGGCUGGGUUCGUCAACCCUGUUAGCCAGCACUCGCCGACGCCGGUUGUUGUCGCUUAGUUUCUUGAAUUCUCGUCUGCCUGUCUGUUCGUUUGUUCUCGAUGUCGUUUUCCCGACUUUGUACGCUGCUCGUCUGAUUCGGUCGCAGGAGGCCAGCACAAAUGAAAAACGUAGCGCCCGUUGCGCACCCACUUGAUUCCGCCAUUUUCCUGAGAUGAGGAUACACGGAACAAUCGAGCGUUCGAUGUCGAACAUUGUGUGAUCCAUAUAAACAGAAUACAUUCAUCGUUUUACAGCACGGGAAGCUACACGGGGAUCGCCGCGUUCCUGACGUUUUUGUAGCUUUUGCUGGCGCUUGCUUACGUUCUGCAUUUCGACGGUUUCGGGCUCAGGUUUCUCGGACGACCCAAAAGAUGGCAAUUUAAUGCCAAGCAUGGGCGCAAACGUGCUGACAGCCUUGAAGAUGGCAUACAGCGGUAUCACAAGGUAUAACCACCAGACCCAAUCCCCGAAGAGACCACUGCCAACCUGGCACGCCCAGGUAACAUAAAGGACAUCAAAACACCAUUCGGUGACGCCUGGACUGGCCAGGUCCUCGCCGCUGGAGAUGAGCGUGCCUGUAGUAGGAUCUCGUCGAGGUGUACCGGUCUUGAUGAGGUAGCGCGUAAGAAAUGCAGUCGGUAGGCCUGUUAAGACGUAGACGAAUGCCAAACUCUUCGAAGGGGGAAGGGUUUUGCGGUGGAAGAGCAGGCGGAAGAGCAAGGAGAGGAGGGUCGGCAGGAACAGCCCCAGGCGCAGGUUGCGAACCGC